This is a messenger RNA of Oppia nitens, 1459 nucleotides long. RefSeq lists its product as uncharacterized. Gene Ontology annotation, molecular function: ubiquitin protein ligase activity. NCBI's taxonomy places the organism in Eukaryota, Metazoa, Arthropoda, Arachnida, Sarcoptiformes, Oppiidae. Bases 91 to 1431 code for a protein of 446 amino acids. The transcript has a single exon. The record is from RefSeq and is a predicted model, not a curated record. Gene Ontology annotation, biological process: protein monoubiquitination; protein polyubiquitination.
UAAAAAUUCAAAAAACUAAUCCAUCAGUUGUGAAGUUCAACAAGUCUUUUGUCUAAAAAAAUCUGAGACCAACAACAAGACACCACAGAUAUGACUAAUAAGAGUUCAUCAGAUGAAGACCUUAUUGACAGCAAAGUCACCAAUGAUAUGAACAAAGACAGAGCCAAGAGAAUCGUUGGUCUCACCAAUGAUCCAAAGAGUUGUCCCAUUUGUCUCACACAAGUAUUUAACCGUUCAUUGGCCGACACUUGUUUGCAUGAGUUCUGCUACGAAUGUCUUCAUGAGUGGUCUGCUGACCACAAUCGGUGUCCAGUGUGUCGGCAGAGCUAUCGAAAUAUUAUUCACAACGUCGUGUCAGCCAAUAAAUAUGAUAGCGAACCGGUUCCCAAAACUGUCGACGAAGUAGAGGACGAAAUUGCGGAAAUUAGACAAAUCUAUCAUUGGGUGAGAUCUGUCAGAUAUCAUAGUAUCCAACAACGAGUCAGAGCUAUCAAUGACUUAAAUACCAUCAACAAUGAGAUCAAUGAUAUGGCAGACAGUGAGCGACAAACAAAUCAAAGAUUCAACAAAUUGAGAGCAGAGUCUACACUCUUAUUACAGACGAUUGAAGAACUGGAUAGAGAUUCCAUUUGUUUCAUUGAGAUAUUGCUUACCAAUGAUCUACAAGAAGACCAAUUACUUCAAUGGCUAAAUGGAAGAGAAAAUAACUUACCUUUCAAUGACGAGUUUGAAGAAAUUGUAGACUACAAUGAAUCAGAUGAAUCUGUAAACAAUGAUUUACAUGAAGAAGAUAAUGACGACAUCGAAGGUUUAAGACAAGGAUUAAGACAAAUGCUCGACACACUCACUGCAGAACUUGAUUUCGUUCGGCGAAAAAAUCGUUUAUAUCGUCGGAUCAACUAUUCUUACAAUCAGAGUGUCCAACAACGAGACAGAGCUAUCAACGAAUUGAAUGCAACAAAAAACGAAAUCAAUUGUAUGACCGACAGAAAGACACAUCAAUCAAAUGAUAGACUCAACAAAUUGAGAGAACUGUCCACAGACUUACAUAAGACUAUCGAUGAACUCAAUAGAGAUCUUAAUUCUUUCUCUAAGAUAGACUAUACCAUUCAUACACAAAAUGAUCAGUUAUUGGCUCAAUGGCUUAAUAGCCGAGAAAGAGAUAUACCAAUCAAUAUCGACUCUAUAGAUAUUCAAUACUUGUUGAUACAAACCAUUGGAUCACAUGAGUCAACGCCGUCAUCGCUAGAGACAGUAGAAAGUGAUUCACGUGAAGAUGACAACGAUUGUGUCAAUGAAUCGGGUGGUGAAUGUGAAGACCACGGAUGCCAUGAAUCCAAUAGAAAAAGACGACAAACAAAUGACUCCGGCGAUGAAGAGGACAACUCUUUUAUCGGUCAAUCGGAAAGCAAAAGAGUUCGAAGAAUAUGAUAUAUGAUUGAAGUGAUCAUUGAAAGAA